This is a messenger RNA of Synchiropus splendidus (mandarinfish), 7607 nucleotides long. RefSeq names its product intraflagellar transport 172 (gene ift172). The record is from RefSeq and is a predicted model, not a curated record. The transcript is spliced from 48 exons. Lineage: Eukaryota; Metazoa; Chordata; Actinopteri; Syngnathiformes; Callionymidae. Bases 145 to 5391 code for a protein of 1748 amino acids. Gene Ontology annotation, molecular function: protein binding. Gene Ontology annotation, cellular component: intraciliary transport particle B; ciliary basal body; axoneme. Gene Ontology annotation, biological process: intraciliary transport.
GAUCGCGUUAUGUUUACAAAGAUGUCGCCCGUGCUAGCUAGCGAGCUGCCAGCCUCGGGGUGACUGAAGAACCCCACGAACAGAGACGAAACCGAGCACAAGUGUGAUUCUUCCGCACGCGAGCUUCCUGCCAACUUCUCCAGGAUGCAACUGAAGCACCUCAAGACGCUUCUGAGUCCGCAGGAGGGUUCGGCCAAAGUGACGUGCAUGGCCUGGGCUCCGAACAACACCAAAUUCGCAGUUUGCACUGUGGACAGAGUGGUUUUGCUCUAUGAUGAGCAGGGAGAGAGAAGAGACAAGUUCUCCACCAAACCUGUGGACGCCAAGUAUGGGAAGCAGAGCUACGUCGUCACUGCCAUGGCCUUCUCCCCAGACUCCACCAAAAUUGCCGUCGGCCAGUCGGACAACAUCAUCUUCGUCUACAGAAUUGGAGAAGAAUGGGGCGACAAGAAGGCCAUCUGCAACAAGUUUGUCCAGACGAGCUCGGUGACGUGUCUGCUGUGGCCGGCGGAGCAUGCUGUCGUGUUUGGAUUAGUGGAAGGAAAGGUCCGACUGGCCAACACUCAGACCAACAAGUCGUCCACCAUCUAUGGCACCGAGUCCAGCGUCGUCUCCCUGGCAACCAAUGUCUCAGGGAAAGGAAUCCUGUCUGGUCACGACAACGGCACCGUGGUCCGCUACUUCUUUGACGAUGAGGGUUCGGGAGAGUCUCAGGGGAAGCUGCUCCUGCACCCGUGCCCGCCCUUCGCCCUGGCCUGGGCCGCCAACAGCAUCAUGGUGGGAGGCUGCGACAAGAAGAUUGUGGCCUACAGCCGAGAAGGUCGCAUCCUGCAGACCUUCGACCACAGCAGGGACCGGACAGAGAAGGAGUUCACUGUGGCGGCGACCAGCCCCAGCGGCCAGUCGGUGGUGUUCGGCAGCUACGACAGGUUGCGGGUCUAUAACUGGGCUCCGAGGAGAGGAGUGUGGGACGUAGCCAAGCCGAAAGAAAUCGCCAACCUGUACACCAUCACCAGUCUGGCCUGGAAGAAGGACGGCUCGCGACUCUGCGCUGGGACCCUAUGUGGGGGGGUGGAGCUCUUCGACUGCUGCCUGCGUCGGACCAUCUACAAGAACAAGUUUGAGAUGACCUACGUGGGACUGAGCCAGGUGAUUGUGAAGAACCUCUCCACGGGGACGCGGGUCGUCCUCAAGUCCUUCUACGACUAUGAGAUCGAGGAGGUCAAGAUCAUGGGCCGGGACCGUUUCCUGGUGGCCCACACCUCCAGCACCCUGCUGCUGGGAGACCUGCAGACCAACAAGCUCAGUGAGGUGCCAUGGCCCGGUUCUGGAGGAAACGAGAAGUUCUUUUGUGAAAAUGAGUCUGUGUGCAUGAUCUUCAAUGCUGGAGAGCUGAGUCUGGUGGAGUAUAGCAAGAACGAGAUCCUGGGAUCAGUCAGGACAGAGUUUAUGAACCCUCAUCUCAUCAGUGUGCGUCUGAACGAGAGGAAGCAGAAAGGUGUGGGCGACAACAAGAAGUUGGCGUAUCUGAUCGACUUAAAAACUGUGGCAAUAGUGGACUUGGUCGCCGGCUUGAACCUGGGAACCAUCGGCCAUGACUCCAAGAUCGACUGGCUGGAGCUGAACGAGACCGGACGCAAGCUGCUGUUCAGAGACAAGAAGCUGCGGCUGCACCUCUACGACAUCCAGAGCACCAUGAAGAGCACGGUGCUGGGCUACUGCUCGUACGUCCAGUGGGUCCCCGGCAGCGACGUGGUGGUGGCCCAGAACAGAGGAAACCUGUGUGUGUGGUACAACAUCGACAGCCCCGAGAGCGUCACCAUGGUUCCGAUCAAGGGUGACGUCAUCGAUCUGGAGAGAACAGACGGGAAGACCAACGUGAUCAUGACGGAGGGGGUCAACACGGUGACGCACACUCUGAACGAGGGACUCAUCGAGUUCGGAACGGCCGUGGAUGACGGCGACUACGAGCGUGCCACAGUUUUCCUUGAAACUCAGGAGUUGUCGCCAGAAACUGAAGCCAUGUGGAAAACACUCAACAAGCUGGCACUUGAGGAACGGCAGUUGCACAUCGCAGAAAGGUGCUCAGCUGCGUUGUGGGACGUCUCCACGCUACGGUUCCUCCACCAAACCAACCAGAUUGCUGAUAAAGUUUCCAUGGAAACGGGAGGAGACGGGACGGCGUUCUAUCAGGUCCAGGCUCAGAUGGCCAUGCUGGACAAGAACUUCAAGCUGGCUGAGCUGCACUUCCUGGAGCAGAACGCCGUGGACGAAGCCGUUGCCAUGUACCAGGAGCUGCACAUGUGGGACGACAGUAUCGCUGUGGCUGAAUCUAAGGCUCACCCGGACCUGGACCACAUGCGCUCCAACUACCAGCGAUGGCUAACGGAGACGGGGCAGCACGAGAAGGCCGGCGAGGUGAAGGAGAGAGAGGGAGACGUCCAGGGCGCCAUUAACUUGUACCUGAACGCCGGACUUCCCGCCAAAGCGGCGCGGCUCGCCAUCAGCCGGCCGGAAGUGGCCAGCUGCGGCGACACGGUCGGCCGCAUCGUCGCCAGCCUCAUCAAGGGGGAGUUCUACGAGCGUGCCGGAGAUCUGUGCGAGAGCAUCCAUAACAACCAGAGAGCUCUGGAGUGUUACCGCAGAGGAGGUGCCUUCAGGAAAGCGGUGGAUCUGGCUCGCCAGGCCUUCCCCGCCGAGGUGGUGAAGCUGGAGGAGGCGUGGGGUGACUACCUGGUCCAGCAGAGACAGAUGGACGCCGCCAUCAACCACUUCAUUGAAGCCGGCUGCUCCACCAAGGCCAUCGAGGCGGCCAUCGCGGCUCGCCAGUGGAAGAAGGCCGUCCACAUCCUGCAGCUCCAGGAGGACCCGUCAGCGCGAGGUUUCUACGUGAAGAUCGCCCAGCAUUACGCCUCCCUGCAGGACUACGAGGUGGCAGAGCAGCUCUUUGUCAAAGGAGAUCACAUCAAGGAAGCCAUUGACAUGUACACGGCGGCAGGUCACUGGGAGAGAGCUCACAAGCUGGCAGUGCGCUGCAUGAGCGAGGAGGAGGUGGCCUCGCUGUACGUCAGCCGAGCUCAGGAGCUGGAGAAGGACGGGAAGCUGAAGGAGGCCGAGAGGCUGUACGCCACCAUCAGUCAGCCGGACCUGGCCAUCACCAUGUUCAAGAAGAACAGGAUGUUCGACGACGUCAUCCGCCUGGUGGCCAAACAUCACCCGGACCUGUUGGUGGAGACUCACCUGCACCUGGCCAAGGAGCUGGUGGCAGAGUCCCGGUUCUCUGAGGCCGAGUACCAUUUCAUGGAGGCGGAGGACUGGAAGGCAGCGGUCCACAUGUACCGGGCCAGUGACAUGUGGGAGGAGGCGUACAGGGUGGCCAAGAGUCACGGUGGACCGGCGGCACAGAAGCAGGUGGCGUACCUGUGGGCCCAGAGCCUCGGCGGGGAGGCUGCCGUCAACCUGCUCAACAAGUUUGGCCUUUUGGAAUUCGCCAUCGAAUCCGCUUCAAAUAACUUCUCCUUUGACUUUGCUUUCGAACUGGCUCGCCUCUCCAACAAGGAGAAGAUUCCAGAGAUCCACCUGAAGCACGCCAUCUACCUGGAGGAGGAGGGCAAGUUUGCAGAGGCUGAAGUGGAGUUUGUGAAAGCUGGGAAACCCAAGGAAGCCGUUCUCAUGUACCUCCACAACAAAGACUGGGCAGACGCUCAGCGAGUGGCCGAGAGCCACGACCCAGAGAGCGUCUCGGAGGUUCUGGUGACCCAGGCCAAGUUCUGCUUCGAACAGAAGGAGCACCAGAAGGCGGAGUCCUUCCUGCUCCGAGCACAGAGGCCAGACCUGGCUGUCAAACACUACAAGGACGCUGACAUGUGGAGUGACGCCAUGCGGAUCUGCAAGGAGUACCUGCCCAGCAAGCUGUCCUCGCUGCAGGAGGAGUACGACCAGGAGACCAGCAGGAAAGGCCUGCGGGGCGUGAGCGGCCUGCUGGAUCAGGCCCGGGAGUGGGAGCAGUCGGGCGAGCACUCCCGGGCCGUCGAGUGUUACCUGAAGGUGAAGGACGACGCCAACGCCGGCCUGCUGGAGAAGUGCUGGCUGAAGGCAGCAGAGCUGUCGAUCAAGUUCCUGGGCAGAGAGCGAGCCGUGGAGGUGGUCCAGGUGGUGGGACCUCGACUGAACCAGCUGAAGAAGCACAGCACUGCGGCUGAGCUCUACUUGGACCUGGACCUGAUCAAGGAUGCCAUCAACUCCUUCAUGGAGGGAGAGGAGUGGAACAAAGCCAAGAGAGUGGCCAAGGAGCUGGCGCCCAGGUACGAGGACUACGUGGACCAGAAGUACAAGGAGCACCUGAAGAACCAGGGCAAAGUGGACUCGCUGGUGGGUGUGGACGUCAUGGCAGCUCUGGACAUGUACGCCGAGCGAGGACAGUGGGACAAGUGUUUGGAGACGGCAUCCAAGCAGAACUUCAAGAUCCUGCACAAAUACGUGGCCCUGUACGCCACACACCUGAUCAAAGAGGGCCAGGCUGUGAAGGCCCUGCAGCUCUACGUCCAGCAUGGGGCCACGCCCAACCCUCAGAACUUCAACAUCUACAAGCGUCUGUUCCUGGACCUGCUCAACCUUCCCGACACCGACGGAGCCGAGUCCUACAGCCUGUGGGCCGACCUCCGCAGCUUUCUGAAGCAGCUGUGCGACAACGUGUCCAGGUCAUCCGAGGUCAACUCCCCGGCCCACGAGGACUUCGAAGAGAUGCUGCUGAUCGCUCACUACUACGCCACCAGAGCUGCUGCACGAGGCGUCGAGCAGCUGAUGGUGGUGGCAGCCAAACUCUCUGUGUCUCUGCUGCGCCACAGCGAGAUCAUCCCAGCAGACAAAGCCUUCUUCGAGGCGGGCGUGGCCUGCAGGGCGGCUGGCUGGGAGAACAUGGCCUUUAUCUUCCUCAACCACUUCCUGGAUCUGUGUGAUGCCAUCGACGAGGGAGCGCUCAACACCGACCACUCUGACUUCAUAGACACAGACAUUCCCUUCGAGGUCCCUGUUCCCACCAAACUCUGUGUCUCUGACGCCCAGAGGGAGCAGAUCCGUGACUGGGUCCUGACCAUGUCCAUGGACCAGAGGUUGGAGCAGGUCCUUCCCCGGGACGAGAGAAACACCUAUGAAGCUUCACUGGUGGCUGCCAGCACUGGACUGCGCUCUCUGCCGUGCGUGCUGACUGGUUAUCCGGUUCUGAGGAACAAGCUUGAGUUCUCGGCUGUAGGCAAAGCAGCGAACAAGGAGGACUGGAACAGGUUCCUCAUGGCCACCAAGACGUCCCACAGCCCUGAGUGUCAGGACGUCCUGGACUUCAUCAGCCAGUGGUGCGGUGGGCUGCCGUCCUCCGGCUUCUCCUUCCACUGACCCGACCUCCGGGUCUGGCUUCAGAUGAGGGCUUGUCGCCAUGGAAACCCUCGCCCUGCUGCGCCAGCUGAAGUGGGACUCGAACCCACGACUGAACUUCCUGAGUCCCUUGAGGCCUUGAUGUGUUUAUACGAGUGUAUUUUAAUAAAAGGUCCAAGACACAGACAGAAGCAGAGAGAGACCAAACCAGAGUGGCCAGAAGUGAAGAAUAGAAACACGUGUUCCAGAGCUGGUGAGACCCAGAGGAGCCGCUCAUGUGCCUCACGAUCGUGACAGACAGACGCGUCCAGAGCGAGGCCCAGGUCACGUGUCCCUCCCAGAGGUGGGCUACGUGACACGAGGUCACAGGGGUCGCGGAGGUGAGCACAGACCACACAGGUGACGUCAGCUUCUGCUUUAUUGCUUCAGUUCAGAAAGGUCUGGCACCAGAUCCAGCCCAGCUCCCCAGGGUCAGUGUGCCGGUCUCCGGCCCGGUUCUGCAGCGUGAGGCUCGGUUCCGCUGCAACUCUGGCUCGCCCUCUUGGCAUUCACCGCGUGCCUUAAUUGUCUGGACAUUUAAAUCAAGGUCCGCUGUGAACACGAGGAGUGACGACCCACUUUCCCGCUGACCCGGACCCGCUGGGUCGGCCCCCUCCUGCAGCAGACAAAUGGGCUUUACUUCCAUCAGCUCGACAGACAGGUCUUACCAGCGACGCUCCUGCUCCGACUCCGGGCCACGGCACCCUAGUAAGCGACCCACCUGACGGUGGAGCCCUGGACCUGCAGCUGGGCUCCUCAUAUCCCCCUGAUUCACCUGCUGCCCCCAAUGAUUCAACAUUUGACUGGUGGAGACCUUCGACUGGUUCCUGGGUGUGGAGUCUUUACUGAGACCAUCCUCAGGCCAUAGAACUUGGACCACCUUGAAUCCCGAGCAGCGCCGCCAUACCAUGGACCACUGGCCCAGCUUGGUCUCAACACGCCUCCCCCCCGGCCCCUGCCUCACCCUCAUCAGAGACUGCCCCUCGACUCCGGACCUGGUUCCUCGCAGCGAAUGCUACAUCCUGAGGAGUGGGAUCACUGGAGGAGACGGAGACACCAGCUCUUCAUUACAGCCUCAUCUGGACAUGCCUCCUACGAAUCCUUCUGCAAUGACCCGGCGACCUGUGAGUUUCACACCUAACUACGUCGGUCUCGUGUCUGUUGCUGGGUCAGAACCUCGAGCUUGUCGAGUGGUGAACCUUAAUCAUUGUUUCGUCAGCUCCAACCUGCAGGACUGAAGCUCCAGUUCCGUUUCAUAGUCAGAACUAUCACAGCUCUGAGCUGUGCUGCUGACGGUCGACGCACGGAGCUUCACGAUGAUGUUGGUCUCAGAUUCUGCCUGACCCUCACCUGAAGUUUGCUGCAGAUCCAGCUGAGGUGGGAGGAACACCAAGGAAGAAUCAUGGCAGCGAGCUCCUGUUUGGUCCCACGCCUGCACAGGCUUCCACACAGACCCAGUAAACGGUCCACUGGUGGAGGCUCCUCCGGGCAGGGUCGAGGGGGCACUCGCCUGUUGAAGUCACCUGACUGUGGUGGUGGACUGAAGGAGCGGAGGCUGAUGUUGGAGUCGGCCUGAAGCUGCGGCUCUGCUCAACCUGAUCCUCCAUUAUCCAGAUGCUGGGAGCAGCACUGCACCCCUGCUGCAGGGAGGAAGACGCCGCUCCAUCGUCAUCAUCAUCACCGCACUCUGAGCUCCUCUCAUUCGCGGCUCAACGGCUCCUCGGCAGCAUCCGCAACCUCAUUACUGAUCUGAUGCUAAUGACCCAGUUAGCUGGGAGGAGGGCGGGGGGGGGGGGUCUUUGUCGGGCGUGAGGGCUGCUUCACUGCAGCCGCCCACGCAGCUUCCACGCGAGGAAAAUGGAAUUGAAAAUAGACAUCCAAGUGGCAAGAGAGGCGACAGGCAUGACCAACACGGGAGGGAGCAGCGCGCCACUUUACCUGCCGCCGGCGCAUCAACCGUCCAGGCCGAGGAUGAGCGGCCGCCGAGCGGGACCACGUCCCCCGCAGCCCCGCCGAUCCGGAGGCUGCUGCCGGGAGGCGACGCCGCAGAGCCGGACAGCAGCGUCGGGGAAGGUGCCGGGCACGAGGGUACCUCCAGAACCGGCGGGGUUCGGAGCGCGACCGGCAGCCGGUUCGGCGAUGGUUCGGCGUUCCUGCGCGUCGGGAUGGAGAAGUUUGGGCGCAGUCGGAUGGAGACG